CGGAACACGCCGGAGCGGCAGUCCCUUCUGGUGCGUGCGUAGGAGAACGUCUCUUUUUCGACCGGUCACAAGAGAGAGAGAGAAAGAGAAAAAGAGAGAGGGAGUGCGUAAAUCUGACGUUUCGUUAUCAUUUUUCGAAUUGUCUUCGAUGUCACGGGUUCCGAUAUACUUUGAUCAUCGUGUCGUCGCGCGUGAUCGUUGAUAUUUAUUGGUUAUAUUCAUCGCAUCGCGUGUUUUCUUUCGCCGGUAGUGUUAGGAGUGCGAUAUAAACAGUGCGUUUUUCGAAUCAUUUUCAAGUGUAUCGCGUUGUGUCGCGUUAUUUUCGACAAUCUGUUCUCAAAGAUUCGACGACAAUGGUUUGAAAAAUUGUUUCACUCGAGAUUUGAUAAAAAGAAGAAUCGAAAAAGAUAGAGGAGGACAGAAACGGACUAUUUAACGCUCCUAAUAAUAGCCAGUGCGCGUUCGUACGCGAGUAUACUAAGCGCCUAUAAAUACACACCUACCACGGCCCGCGGAAACACGAGCCCGUGGAUUUCACGGUGCAACCUGCCACGAAGAGAUAGAAAAGACGCGAAGUCGAAGGGAAAAGAGGGAGGAUAAUCUUGAAGGAGGGCGCACCUGGCGCUCUAAGAGAAACUUGCCAUAAUCGGAUCUAGUCGGAGGCAGUAACGCAAGAUAAUCGCGCAACACGCGAGAUGAAGAAACUAUAGAAAAAGAUAAACGUGCCAGAGAAAGAGAAAGAGAGACUGUGAAUCAACCCACUGGCUGCUAGUUACAUAUCAGCCUCUGAAAGCAGAUUAGAGAAUAACCUGCAGCUGGAGUGUGAGAUUUUAUUAUUCCACGGAGUGUAUCCUUUCUUUUACUCUCGUAACACGAGAAACGUCUCGUUGGAAUUCGUCGGCAGCCAAGCUUGCAGCAAGUCUACCAGCAGUAGACUAAAAAUAUCCCCUUCCUGCAUAUUCUGACGCGUUUAUACCGUCACAAGUGUGGCGCGUUCUUCCUUUGUGUUGCUGUUAUAAACUCUUCAACCCUCUGCUUUCUCUCUGUGCUCAAAAAUACACGACCACUUUAUUCCACUAACUACUUAGUUUUGUCUGAUCGAAAGAGAAAAAUCUUUAUAACAAUAUAGUUUCUCCAACUAUAUAUCUAGACGCUAGCGAACGUGUUCGUUGAUUCGACUACGGUGAAAACGCACCGAGAGAAGGAUGCCUCGCAGAAAAUUGUACGUGAAGAAGCAUCGUGGAUGACUAUCGAAAGGUAUGAAGAUCGUUGAUAAGUUCAUUACCGCCGGUGGCUCGUACGCAGCUGAAUAUCCGCCGUCGGAACGAUUCUUGAAAGAAUCAAGCCUCGUCCGUCGGCUAAACGACCAGUGGGCCGCGGAUUUUUCACAAGUGGUUAAUAAAGAAUAUAAUUCUAUCGCGUGGUAAAGAAAACGAAAAAAGAAUAAGAAAAUAGUGAGUGAAACGAAGUGCACGGAAGAAAAGUGGUCCACGGUGGAGGGUGGAGGGAACGGAGUACAAGGGGUCGCCGUGGGCCCCGGAGAUGAUGCGAUGAUGGCCUACGGAGGAACCACCGGAAACGGAGGUGCAAUGGGACCUUCUUCUGGUGGUACAGAUGUUUUGGGCUCGACUGGUGAUUACAGUCCACAAGGGACACCGACACCACUCACGGGACACACUGCCGGACCCGUUGAAGCAACUACCUACGGUCCUGGAACGGGACCAGCGAGUUAUAGCCCCCAAGACAGUCCUGCGAGCUCUGCCGGCGGUGGUAGCGGUAGUAAUGGACAACUUCCCAGCUUCGGAUUUACGCAGGAACAAGUCGCAUGCGUUUGUGAGGCGAUGGUGUCGUCUGUCCAGGUUCUCCAACAGGCAGGCUCUGUGGAGAGGCUUGGCAGGUUCCUGUGGUCCCUGCCAGCGUGCACUAGGUUGCAUCGUCACGAGAGUGUGCUGAAAGCUAAGGCGAUUGUCGCCUUCCAUCGGGGCCACUUCAAGGAACUGUACAGGAUUCUUGAGAGUCAUACAUUCAGUCCGCACAAUCAUCAGAAACUGCAAGCUCUCUGGCUCAAGGCUCAUUACAUAGAGGCCGAGAGAUUGAGAGGAAGGCCUCUGGGUGCAGUUGGAAAAUAUCGCGUUCGGCGUAAAUUUCCUCUGCCCCGUACUAUUUGGGACGGCGAGGAGACAUCUUACUGCUUCAAGGAGAAAUCCAGAAGCGUUCUGAGGGAUUGGUACGCUACUAAUCCUUAUCCUUCGCCUCGUGAAAAGCGAGAAUUGGCAGAAAGCACGGGACUCACUACUACGCAAGUCAGCAACUGGUUCAAGAACCGGAGACAAAGGGAUCGUGCAGCUGAACAUAGUGGGCAACGGGAAGACAAGACUCAUGGCGGAGGACUAGGUGAUUCGAGCAGCGAAAGUGGGGACGACACGAAGAGACAAGCGGUGAGCCAGCAGCAGCAACAACAGCCGUCCUCUUGCGUUGUUCAGCAACAACAGCAACAGCAACAGAUGGUGGAUCACCAACAGACAUCGGGCAUGUAUCAACUUCCUCCUCCGGUCUCGGUGUCCAGCCCUCACUCGUACCACCAAGGCCACGGCUCGACCUUGAGUCAUCCUCACACGCCGACGCACCACAUGCAGCACCACGAUACCGGAAGCGAGAGCGGCGACGACAAACGAAACCUUCAUCACCAGUUGCAACACCAUCUCCAGGUCGGUGCUCACGGUACUCAUGGCUUGGUACAUCCCACGGCGACCUUGCCACCACCGCCACCCAGCUGCGCCCAGCAGAAGAGCCAGUUGGACUAUAUGCAAUACUAUGGUCCACAGGAUUACCUAAUCACACCGACCUCGGCGGAUCUACAAAAGUCGCUCCCGCACACAGCCACGUCGAUGCAGAUGGGUGCUAUAGCUCCUUCCAUGGGCGGGCUGAGCCCGAUGGGUCCAUCGACCAUGCUCCCGAACACGAUGCAAAGCGUGAACACGAUGAACACUAUGUCGAUGAACGGGAUUGGAAUGGGCGCGUAUCAGGGAAUGGGCUCCAUGGGGAUGUCUACGUCGCACGGUAGUUUUCACAACGGGUUGGUGUUAGGCGAUUAUCACUCGUUGUGACCCUGGGCUCCGAGCGGUCAGAGCAAGAGAAAUCAAGAAAAAACUUAAAGAAAGGAACGAAAAAAGAAGAAUACGUGGAAACGAAGGAAGAAACUUUUUUUUCUUUUUCUUUUUUUUCUUUUUUUUUUUUUUCUUUUCUUUUGAUUCGCAAGGAAUCUGACUACGAAAUUACGCCUGUGAGAAUAUAAGAGAGGAAAGCGUAUUAUUUUCGAGACACGUCUGGACAUUUGGACUCGUCCAGGUUAUACUCGACUCGAAGAGUCUGCAAGAGUUAGUAAAUUAGGGGGAACGUUUUCUCGCUUUUUUUUGUGAUCGUACCAUUAAUAAUACUCGAUCGAAAACGUUCUCGAAUCGAACGAACGAACUCUUCCGUACUCGAGGAUUGUAAUACUAGGUGUAUACAUUAUCAGGCGACAUCAGUUACGAUUUUUCGUGGCGUCGAACGGAGAUUGGAAAUUGGUGAAAUCGUGUACCACGGAAGCAUCUCGAAUGUAAUAUAACGCCGAACGAAAUCCUCCCCGAAUUUUCUUCUAAGGAAGGUUUCUAGGGACGUUUGCGGAACGUUUGGAGUUCGGAUAAAGAGAAGAUUUUUGCCAGAUUUUGAAAGAUCCUGGAACCGAAGCGACCACAUCAUGCCUCGACUUUUUGAUCGCGACACAACGCUCCAGUCUUAACCGUCAUUUUCGAAGAGAGAAGAAAAGGGAAAGUUCGCUUGCCCGCACACACACACACACAAAAACACACACACAAGUAUACAUAACCGGCCACGAAUAUUGCCCUUCUAAUUUUUUUAGAAAGGAACGAUACACGGUAUAUAUAUAUAAUAUAACCAGGAAUAAUAGAAAAAAGGAGGAAAAUCGAGGCAGCGGGGGAACGCUUCCGGCGUGAAAAUAGCAAAAGACAUAUUAGCAUUUUCUUUUUCCUUAUUAUCCCAUAUCGCAAUCGCGACUCGACGCAAGACACAAAGUUGUUGUUAUACACUUUUAGAUACACAUACGCCGUAUAUUACAUUAUUCUCUUUUUUCUUUUUCGCGAAUUCAACAACCAAUCCUCUAUUAUACCCAUUCUAAUCUCGUAGCGUACCGCCCGUACCUAGGUCCUGAGAUGUAAGAGAAACACACGUUAUUUACGGUUACCAGUAGUCCGGCUUAGAUGGUACAAGCCUCAGAAUCUUCCUGGAUCUCGACGAACGCCGUGUGUUAUAAUCUUCGAUUAAUCUAAAGUCUUUCGUAAUUGGAUGAUGGUGUUUCAUAUUCGAUUCGGUUUUUAAAAAAGGAAAAAGGUAUUUUCCUUUUAUUUUAUUGAACGAAUAUUUAAAUUAAAUUUCAAUGAUAGAAAAACUCGAAUCGUUUAAUGCCUUCUACAUUACAUUGGAAAUAUUUUGUGCGCAGAAAAUUAAAACUUUAAACGAUCUUUGAUUCACACUGCCAUUAAUCAAACGUAUCUCGACUCGAGUUUCCAAUUUUAUUCCUAUAAAAUAUAAACUUUCCCGCAAGGAGAAAAGGAAAACGUGAUUUAACGUUCAUUUUUCUAAUAAACUAACGAAAAUACGUGGUAAUAACGUUAAUUGUUUCUUUCGUCAGCAAAUCGAAAGGAAGGGGAAAAAGUCGAAGUCCUCGAAACACCGAUUACUCCCCUUCCCUGUGGAAGAUGGAGAUGUUGUUUCAAAGAUUCAGCAUCACCGUGCGGAUCCAAGAUCUUCAAGGAUGAUCCCUGAGGCGUGUACGGAUCUCAGCCACCCGCUAAUUAAUUAACGUCGCUAUAACGAACCACACACGCUCUUCACCACACCGAUCCUCUCACACCGUACGCUUCUGUGUUUGUCCUGUGUACAUAUGUAGAUAAUACACACACUUUACAUCUUUACUUACACACACAUACACACACAUACAUUUACACGUAAACUUACACGUAAGUCAUAUUACACGUACACGCAGACGCACACACAAUUAUCAUACACACGCAUUCGAGAGAAGAUUAAGUUAAUCUCGUCUAAAGCUAGGCGAGUACCGGGUGUUUUUCGCGAAUCAGGCUCAAACUCACGAUUCAAUUUCACUCCCUGAAUACGCGAUUAUUCGAGAAACCUGCCCUUAUUUAUGGCUCACACCAAACGUCUCGUUUCUAUCGGUUCGCGAUCUUGCUGUUUUGUUCGUGUACAACGUGUUCAAUUCAGCCUCGUACGUAAAACACCGUGGUUGGGGGGAAAGGAAAAACGGAGAAUAAGGGGAGCAUAAACGUUGGUCGGUUUCACUCUCGUAAAGGUAUCUCUUCAUCGAGCCACGGUGAAAAAUGAUCAUUUUAAUUGGUACACGCGUGUCACGGCUGUUUAUAGACGGCUAGAUGCGUGUGCACUUACGGUGCAAAUCCAAACGGUAUGCAAAUUAGCGUGACCAAGGCAGCGCGAGCGGUAGGCGGAGCAGCUGUUUCCUGCCAGCCAAUUGCCGAGUGCCAAUCUUUUCAUCGCAAAUAGAAUCAGCAACACCUUUUCACAACACCGCUCUUCUCUGCCCCCUUGCAUCCCUUCCUCCCCUCCGCUCGUGUGCUAUCUCGUGUUAUGAAUCGUGUCGUUGACAGAUAUUGCUACGAGUUUCUGGAUAAUGACAAUUGGAUGCGGUUUAAUUGGGGGGAUCGUUGAAUUAGAGGUGAAUUAGAAUGUCUACGAGAUGUUUGUCGCAAGUUAACGUGUGUCAAUUAUUUCCGGUGAAGAUUAGAUGGUUCAGGAUUAUCCUCGAGUUAUUUUGUAAAAUAAAUGUAAAAUAAAUGUGCGUCUGUUUGUUAGGUCGUGCUCUACCUUGUGCGUUAUGAAUCGUGUCGUUGACAGAAAUUAGUAAGGAGGAUUAUUUCUGGGCGCAAGGAACCCGAGUGGUUUAAUUAGAAUUCUUAAAUCGCUGGGAAAUGGUCCAACAAAGUUUCAAAGUUUUUUAAAAAUUAUUGAAAUAUAUCGAAUAUUUCCGGCGAAUUUUAUAUCGUUAGGAUUAUUUUUUGUGAAUAUUUAUUUUAUGUAAAAUAAAUCGCGAAUAUUAUUUUAGCGAGAUGGAGAAAAUACGGUGAUGUGAAUGAUCGACGAAGAACUGUGAUUCGUUAAAAUCAACUUUUUAAUUCGGAAAGGGAUUUAUGAAAAAAGGGAUAAUUUUAUUUUUUUAAAAAAUUUCCAAUUUUAAAUUUUAAUUAUUCGUAAAUGAUUUCAAAUACUGGAAUAUUUAUUCAUUUUAUAUAUCGUGGAAGCGUGCAUAAAAGAAAAAAGGGAAAUGCGUGUCAAGUCUUAUUUAUUUUACGAGUAAUCAACACCAAAGAAAGUCAUAUUUUCCGAAUACAAUUUUCAAAACUACAUUUUAAACUACAUUUUAAUAUACUCGUUAAAUUCUUUUAUUUUUAUAUUCCAAAUCCAAGUUAGUUAUCCAAGUUGUUAAAAUCUAUCUCGAACUGAACAAUCGGUGUACACGAAACCAAACCAGCCUGACAUUAUAUAUAAAUCAAACGAGAAAAACAAGAGCCUUCGGGUUUUGCUUUUUCCUUUGAAAAGAAACACCCGGUAUAAGAUAAAAAAACACUGUCGUAGCGUAAGUUAGGCCGUAACUUAUCAUUUAUUCGCAGUUCGCAGUCUGUACAUAAGAGAAAAAGAAGAGCGAAAACUUCGAGUGCGAGAAACAAAAGUAAAAAGAGAGAAAAAGAGAGAGAAUGAGAAUGUGAUAGAGUAUAAACGAUAAGGAAUGAUUGUGAUACGAGUGAGAGAUGCUUGGCAAAAGAAUUGAAAAAUAGUGUGUAGCUGGAACGAAAACGGAGAAAUGAAGCGAGAAUGAGUUAUAAUCGUGGAAGUGACAAAGUUUACGUACACACACACACAUACACACACACAUACACACCACGGGGAAGAAGAGAAUGAGAAAUAAAAGUGAGAGUUUUAUCGGUUCUCUAUUUAAGGGACAUCUCUCGCGCAGAUGUUGGGAAUGCACUAUCUAUCGCGUUGGCUGCAACAUUGCCUUGUAAGAUUCUUAUCUAGGAUGAUGAUCAGGGGAAAGGAUUUUUCCCUUUUAGAAAGAAGUCGUCGGGACGAAACAGGGUAAGAGAAACAGUGGAGAGAUAGAAAGAGGGAAGACUUUGAACGAGGGAAAGAAAAAGAGUGAAAGAGGCGCUUUUAAGUAUUAUUGAUAAUCAUUUGCUUUUUUUUAUCGAUACUUUAAAUUUGUCCAGACUUAAUUGAUUGAUCGAUCAACACUAUCAAAUAUUCGCGCCACCCGAUAUAUACGAGAACAUCGCGACUGGUAGAGAAUCAAAAUUCUCCUUUUCUGAUCGUUUUUACUUUUAUUUUUUCUUUUUUAAUCGAAUCUAUCGAAUCUAAUGUAUUUUAAUGUAAAUUAUUAUAUUAUUUUUACCUUUCCAUUGAAUUUUCUCUCAAUUAUUGUACAAUUAGAAAUUCAAUAUUUUAAUGCAUUGCUUGCUAAAUUAAUUUUCCAUUGGAUGGAACAGUUUUCACUCUAAUUUUUAUAAUAUCGUGUAUUUUUACGUAUCGUGUAUCCCAGAAUUGUAUUAGGAGUUUUAAUCAAAUACACAUGUUUUUAUUUUUAUUUUACAGAUCCAAGUAAAUUAUUUAUUAUGAAAGAUAUGAAUUUAGAUGUAAACUUAAGAUGAUGAAGACGCAAGAAUCGAUUUAAUAAUUUCAUUUUCGCACAAAAUGGAAUGGCCAGAAUGGAACGAAUAUCAGAACACAAGCCUGUCGCUCUGUUCCUCGAUUAUAUCGACAUCCGUUCCCUUUUCGAGAUUUCUGUAGUCCGCCGACGAGCCGAACCGUUUUCGUGUUUUCGAUUCACGCACAAUCUACGCUUUGUACGAUAUACACGCGCGUAUACUCAUCGUCAUUCGGGGUGCACACACCAUUCGCGAUACAUUACGAAAAUGCACACAAGCGCGGAUUCAACCGAAAGAUUUCUUCUCUUUUUUUUCUUUUUUUUUUUUUUUUUUUCCAACUUCCGGGGAAAUCGUUUCCGUUCGAGGGAAACGUUUGUUUGAAAACGCUGUGAACGAACAAGCGGCACCUUUUAUAUUCGAUCAUGGCUUUUAUUAUAAAUUUCGAUCAAAUUUCCAAUAGAAAUAUAUAUAAUGUGUACAUAUAUAUAUAUAUUUUUAUACUUUCGAUCAAGGAUUUAUUUUUAUUAUAUUUUAUUAUUAUUCUCGAUCAACGAUGUUAUAAUGAUUAUUUAAUAUUUUUUAUUACGAGACACUUUUCGUUUGCACGAAUCGUGAAAUUUGUAAUUUGAAGAGAAAGUAAUGAAUUUUUUUUUCUGUUGAAUGAAUUUUCUUUUAUUUUGGUUCAAUUAAUAAUUUUUUAAAAAAUAUGUAGCGGUUAAAAAUAUUUGCAUGUAUCCCAUUUUUUAGAUUUCAUUUUCGUAUCAUCAUCAAAUUUUUAUUGUUACAUGAAACCGCUAAAAUAAUGUAUAUUUCGAUUUAUUUAUGAUUAAUGUACAAUGUUAUAAUGAAUAGAUCGUGUGCAGAUUUUUUGUAACCAUUGUAUGUACAUGGUAAACUCGAAACGUAUGAUCGUUCAUUUAUUACGUUCGUUUCGACGUUCACAGAGUUGGCUCUUUUAACUUUUAGAGACGUUUUGUCACUUUACCGGGCCAAGGCUGCCGAUGAAUCUCCCGCGGAUAUAAUUAGAUAAGAAUCGCUUGUCGCGCGGAUCAUCUGCUCCCAGAACGAUGGGACAUCUUGGCCUUUAAACGAAAAAGAAAAUCUUUCAAAAUCACUAAUAUUGCACGUAUAAUAAUUAUAAAUUCCACAAAUUGAUCUAAAGAAAAGAAAAAGGGGGGGGAAAAAAAAAUGAAAAUGAAACAUUAAACGAACAAAGCGCCACAAAUUAAAUCCAAAUCAUUAGAUUCAAUUUUAGAAAUGAUCGCAUUAAAACUUGCCAAACGUUGAAAAAAGUAUUUAUAUAACAAUAUCGUCAAAUCGAAAUAAUGUAUAAAUUUCAAACAUAUUUCAAAGUUUUCUUCCUCGAUUUGUAUUGGUCACUUGGACCAAAUCUUAGCACAAAUCUAAAUAGAUCCAUAAUUUACAAAGGGUAACUGUAGCAUACAGGAAGAAGAAGAAGAAGAAGAGGAGGAGGAGGAGGAGGAAUACACGCGUAGAAGAGAUAUUGUACCGGUUUUUCGAUAAAAUGUUUUAUGACGCAAGGACGAUUAUUAAUAACCGACAGUUCUUCCCAGAAGUUCUCAUUCGUGUAUUUUAGCGGACAAGUUUAACGUUGCACAACUAACUAAGACAAAUUGCUAAGAAUGCGAGUAUGUGCGAGUGAGAGAGAGAGAGAGAGAGACGGAUGAGAAAAUCUAAAGAAAAAUGUGAGAAAAAAUAUUGUAACGAAA
This is a messenger RNA of Apis cerana (Asiatic honeybee), 9463 nucleotides long. It is a transcript of the gene so, whose product is annotated as SIX homeobox 1 protein sine oculis. Gene Ontology annotation, molecular function: RNA polymerase II cis-regulatory region sequence-specific DNA binding; DNA-binding transcription factor activity, RNA polymerase II-specific. Gene Ontology annotation, biological process: regulation of transcription by RNA polymerase II. Lineage: Eukaryota; Metazoa; Arthropoda; Insecta; Hymenoptera; Apidae. Gene Ontology annotation, cellular component: transcription regulator complex; nucleus. The record is from RefSeq and is a predicted model, not a curated record.